AUGUCUGACAAUGGUCGGCAAUUCAACAGCGGACCAACUCGGGAGUAUUGUGCUCGCUUCGGCAUACAGACCAGGUUCUCAGCAGCGUCCCGACCACAAACCAACGGUCAAGCUGAGGCUGCUAACAAGAUAGUGCUCAAAGGAAUCAAAAAAUCCUUGGAUGCAGCAAAAGGGGAUUGGGUAGACGAUCUACCUGGAGUUCUCUGGUAUGCUCGGACAACUACUAAGGAAGCAACUGGGCACUCCCCGCUCGGUUUGGUAUAUGGCAGUGAAGCGGUCCUGCCGGUAGAGGUUGGCAUCCCAUCACCUCGGAUCACCUUCUAUGACUUCGAGCAAAACGAAGAAGAAAAGCCUGUUAACCUCGACCUACUACCAGAAACAAGGGGCAAUGCUUUACUAAGGUCGAUCUGCUACAAACAGAGGGUGACUCGGUAA
Messenger RNA from Beta vulgaris subsp. vulgaris (sugar beet), 435 nucleotides. RefSeq lists its product as uncharacterized. The coding region runs from base 1 to 435 and encodes 144 amino acids. Gene Ontology annotation, molecular function: nucleic acid binding. Gene Ontology annotation, biological process: DNA integration. Lineage: Eukaryota; Viridiplantae; Streptophyta; Magnoliopsida; Caryophyllales; Amaranthaceae. The transcript has a single exon. The record is from RefSeq and is a predicted model, not a curated record.